Molecule: messenger RNA, 1053 nt
Organism: Adineta steineri
Lineage: Eukaryota; Metazoa; Rotifera; Eurotatoria; Adinetida; Adinetidae
Source: the annotation of a GenBank genome assembly
AUGACAUUAUCAAAUGCGAACACACAAGUAAUUAUUGAUUUGAAUAAAAUAUUAAAUUCCAAUGAUGCAACUGAAAUCAAACGAAUGCAACAAGAAUUUGAAUCCAAUGGUUGGUGUUUCAUCAUCUUACCAUCAGAACUUAUUCCAACAUCUGUCUUGACACACGAGCUUUCGGAAUUUUUCCAGCAGGCUGAUGGAACCAAGCGUAGAUAUACACAACGCGUACCAAUCUAUGGUUAUUCAAAAGUGGAUCAUAAAGAAGGAAUUAAAUUAUUGACUGGUAGUUAUUAUGGUAAAUUUGCAAAUAAAAGUUUGAUACCGAGACAACUUGUUCAUCCAUUAAACUAUCUUUCUCAAGCAUUUGAUGUUGUCACAAAACGACUUAUUGAAAUUCUUGAUCAACAUUGUGUUUUUCAAUCACAACCAUCCUUAUCAACGUUGAUCGAAGAGGCGAACUUACCACCGAAAGAUGAACAUUUCGGUAUGCUCGAUAUCGUCUCUUAUUUCAACGAUAAAAAUGGUUUUCAACCACCAAUAAAUGGGCAAUCAACUGAAGAAGUCAAUUGUGUUCCACACUACGAUCCUGGACUACUCUCAAUCAGUGUCAUGUCAACACAUGAAGGACUUCAACUGAAAGAUAUGACUACAAAUCAAUGGAUAGAUGGACCUUUACAGCCAAAUAUUGGUGUUAUCUGGUUGGGAGAAGCGGCUGCUCGAGUAACACAGAAUCGUUUGAAGCCAGGUAUUCAUCGAGUCAUCUAUCCUCAAAAAGCUGAACGUCGACUAACAGUUUGGUAUGAAGUGUGUACUAUUACACAAUUAAAAAAUCUAAGUGAUGAAAAACAAAACAAAAUUAUGGCUGAUGGAAGUGUAACAUUUGAUAAUCUUCCUGGAUCGGAUCCCAUCACUGUGCGAUCUGGUGAAACUAAACUCGAGUUUUUAAGACGGGUUGAAAUGGCACGUGGUUUGUCGAUGAGUAAAUCAGGUCCACCACGAUAUCAACUUGAAAAACAUGAUAUUUCAUAUUCAACCAAUGAUUCGAAAGCUGAAUAA